AUGACAUCACAGUUCUUAGGAAGACGGAAGAAUGAUGAUGAUGUAAAAGUAAAGACAAAGAUUGAUGAAACACUAUUUAGAAGAGUGUGGAAUAACAUAGUGCUAAGAAGAUUGAUAUGUUCAAAGAUUAAAGAUUAUCUAUCAAAAGAAGAUCGUGUUGCUUUGAUUGGAUCGGGCCUUGCAAGUGUAAUAGAAAGGUACAAGGCCGAUCCAUUACAAUUCAUUCAGAGCCAUAGCAAUAGUAACCUCGUUGCAAUCUUUUAUUAUGAGUUCCUCACGGCCGAUCUCUUUAAAUUUCAUUAUGAUACCUAUUGCAAGGAAAUAAGUGUUGCAGCAGUAAUAAAUGCCUUGUCAAUCAACAGACGAAACUAUAGAGACACAUGGCUGUUUCGUAGGGCGUUUGAUAUAUUAAAAGACAGAGGUUUGCGACCUGAAUCAAUGGAAUCUGCUAAUGUUGUCUAUAUUUGGCGAAGUGUGAUUAAAUCAAAUAAUGUCGAGUUGUACAACUAUACCAAGUCGGUACUUCCAAUGCUCGACAGACACCAUUUCAAAAAUGAGAUGGUUCCACGAGCAGCCAAACCAGAAAAUGAUCCUUGGAGUAAAAGUGUACAACCAAUGACCGGCACUGAUUUAUUGGCUCGAUUACUCCAAGAUCUCAUCGACUUUGACCCAACUGAUAAUUGGUUAGAGUUGGUAGAUUUCUCGUAUUUGGCAGAGAAUGGAUUAGUAGAUAUCCUCGAGACAAUACAUAUGCAUGCAGGCUCAUGUAUACAACUUUCUGUCUCUGACAAGCAGAGUCGUUGUCAACUCAAUGAACACACAAUGAUGGUGGCUAUCCAAAACAAUCAAAUCGAAUCUAUUAAGUGUCUCUACAAACUCUUCAAGAUUCCAUUUAGUCACGAGACUCUAAUGCUAGCAGCUCGUACUUGUGACCUCUCAUUCAUUAUUGCAUUGCACAAUAUCGAGCCUGAAGCCGGUCGUCUAUACACCAUCUUUCUUCAUGUCAUUAGCUCCACAUUCAACGCAUACCUUCGUUCAGAUGAUUUUAGAUGCAACAACUUUAGAAAAGAAUUCAUUGAUCAUGUGAAACCUCUUAAUUACAUCAACAAGAGACUUGAACAACAAAUCAACACUGAUCUUGCUAUUGGCAAGUGGCCAAGGAUCAAAUACCAACCAAGAAAUACCCAACACCAUUUUACAAUGUUUCAACAACACGAUACCCAAAUACCAUCAUUAUCAUUUGAUAAUAUAUAA
Molecule: messenger RNA, 1254 nt
Organism: Cavenderia fasciculata
Lineage: Eukaryota; Evosea; Eumycetozoa; Acytosteliales; Cavenderiaceae
Exons: 1
Coding region: 1-1254 (417 amino acids)
Source: RefSeq, a predicted model, not a curated record